AUGCAGAUCAAGUCCGCUUUCGUGGCUGCGGCCAUCCUUGCCUUCUGUGACGCGCUUGCGACUCCCAUCCGCGCACGCUCGCCGUACGUUGUGAAGGAGACUCACUUCGUGCCUAAGGAGUGGCAGAAGCAGGAUCGUGCCCAUGGUGGGAAGACGAUCUCGCUCCAGAUUGGUCUGAAGCAGGGCCGAUUUGAGGAGCUUGACCGUCACCUUCACGAGGUCUCUGAUCCUGACCAUGCUCGCUAUGGUCAGCACCUGAGCGCCGAGGAGGUCGAUGAGCUCGUUGCACCCACAUCGCAGACACACGACCUUGUGCACGAGUGGCUCCAGGAGAACAGCAUUGAGAUUGAAAACCUGAGCUACAGCACCGCCAAGGACUGGAUCACCGUUCAUCUGCCAAUUGAGUCGGUUGAGAAACUCCUUGAUACCGAGUACCACAACUACAAGCACCAUGACGGCUCCGUUGUUGCGCGUGCCACAUCCUGGUCGCUUCCUCGCCAUCUGCACGAUCACAUUGAUGCCAUUCAGCCCACCACUUCGUUCUUCCGCGCGGAGAAGAACAUCGCUACUUACUUCGAGGGUGGUGCUGAGAUUCCUCAGGGCUACCAGGCUCCCUCCAACCAGACCAUCGCCGCGGUCUGCAAUGCAACCUCUGUCACUCCUCAGUGUUUCGAGACUCUCUACCAAACCAAGGGCUACAAGCCGAAGGCUCUCGACAAGAACAAUGUCGCAUUCAACAACUUCCUUGGCGAGGUUCCGAUCCGCCCUGAUGGAAAGCUCUUCUUGCAAAAGUUCCGCCCCGAGUCCGUUGCUCAGGCUGCAAACUUCAAGCAGAUCUCCAUCGACAACGGCCCAGUCCAGGACGGUCCUUUGACUGCCAACCAGACUGCCGAGGGCACGAGCCGAGAGGCUAACUUGGACUUCCAGGCUAUUGCUGGUAUCAACUACAAUACACCUAUCAUCAGUUACUCGACUGGUGGCUCGCCCCCGUUCGUCCCGGACAUCACCACCCCGACCAACACCAACGAGCCCUACCUUGUGUGGGUGAACUACUUGCUUUCGCAGAAGGACCUUCCCAAGAUUGUUUCUACUUCAUACGGUGACUCUGAGCAGACCGUUCCCCGCUCAUACGCCGAGCGCGUCUGCAAGCAGUUCGCUCAAGCCGGUGCUCGCGGCACCACACUCUUCUUCUCCUCUGGUGACAGUGGUCUCGGUGGCACCGACAAGUGCUACUCCAACGACGGCAAGAACACCUACCGCUUCAACCCCAACUUUCCCGCCUCGUGCCCAUACGUCACCGCCGUCGGCGCGACCAUGAACUUCGCGCCUGAGGAGGCCGUUUACCGUGCUGGCCGUAACACUUCCACCGGUUACCGUGACUUCUAUGCUGGUGGCUCCGGUUUCAGUAACUACUUCGACCGCCCCACAUGGCAGGGUAACGCUGUCCCUCAGUACAUCAAGGGUCUUGAUGGCCUGUACGAUGGUUUGUACAACAAGAAGGGUCGCGCGUACCCUGACCUUGCUGCUCAGGGUCUCUACUUCGCUUACUUCUGGAACGGCACCGAGGGCACCAUCUCUGGUACUUCUGCCUCCACUCCUCUGACUGCUGGUAUCUUCUCUCUCGUCAACGAUGCCCUGAUUGCUAGCGGCAAGCCUGUUCUUGGUUACAUCAACCCCUGGCUCUACAAAAAGGGCUACAAGGGCCUGAACGAUAUCCUUAAGGGUACAAGCCACGGCUGCAACGUUGAUGGUUUCCCCGUUACUGAGGGUUGGGACCCUGUCACCGGUUGGGGAACACCCAACUUCCCUAAGCUCCUGAAGGCCGUUGGCGCGAAGGUUCACUAG
Macroventuria anomochaeta is the source of this 1845-nucleotide messenger RNA. RefSeq names its product tripeptidyl-peptidase 1 precursor. Gene Ontology annotation, biological process: proteolysis. NCBI's taxonomy places the organism in Eukaryota, Fungi, Ascomycota, Dothideomycetes, Pleosporales, Didymellaceae. The record is from RefSeq and is a predicted model, not a curated record. The transcript has 2 exons. The coding region runs from base 1 to 1845 and encodes 614 amino acids. Gene Ontology annotation, molecular function: tripeptidyl-peptidase activity; serine-type endopeptidase activity.